UGCUGUCAGAGCAGGUUUGUCUUCCAACCAAAGGAAAUCGCGCUGGAGAAAUAGAGGUGGAGAGAGAAUCAGGGAGAGAGGUAAAUUGGCCAGCUCGAGCUCUCCCGGAUUUCCACCUGACUGUUCGGGAAGCGGGACACUGGGACAGGCAAAAUGUUGAGUUUGGGGAGCGGAGGAGCGAAGUCUACUAAACCGUCGUUUGUGUCUUAUGUUACCCCCGAGGAAAUAAAAUCGGAGAAAGACCCAUCGAAGCAAGAGAAACAUCCCGAUUUGCUACCAGGUGAAGUGGAGUUCUGUAGCGCCAACCCCAUUCUCAAAUACACUCAAGAUGAUCUCUCCCAGCGUGGCGUCUUCGGCACAUUGUUCUGCACCAAUUUUCGUGUUACUUUCAUUAGUGACGAGAGACCACUGGAGAAGAAGGCCAAGACCUUUAAGAACAAACUCUACGGAGAAAAUGACAUUCCAUUAAUGUGUGUGGAUCACAUCUACGGUGUUUAUGAGGAAAAGAGAAAACCGAUAACAGGAGCCCUUGUGAAAAACAAAAAUCCAUCCAAAAUGAUCAUUCACUGUAAAGACCUCCGAGUCUUUCAGUUCUGUCUAACUUACAGCAAGGAGGAAGAUGCCAGAAAGAUCUUUCAGGGUAUUGCUCACCAUUGUUUGGAGGAGAAAUCCCUGAAGUGUGUCUUUGCCUUUUCCUAUAUGGGGACACCAAGCCCAAGCCCAGAAAUGCCGCGGAAACAGGAGACCAUUAUGUUUGACUCAACAGAGGACUGGACCCGGGAAAUGAAACGGACAAAGGCGAACUGUAGAUUAGUCAUUGAAAACGAGAACUUUGAACUCUCUCAAAGGUUACCGAAGUACUUUGUCAUCCCAUUAGCGAUAGGGGAUUUAUUCAGCUACCAAGGAAAGGGAUUACCAAUUUGGUGUUGGUCUCAUUACAGCGGUUGUGCUCUCUUCAAAGCAUCUUUCCUGCCUGUGACACAGGAAGAUGGGGAUUUCCAAAAGCACUUGGACACAAUGAUAAAUGCAGUUGCACAUAAUCACCUGUACUCUGUAAAAACAGAAGACCUCUCAGAAUCACUUCCUAAUAUCCAAGACAUCCAGCAGUCAUAUAACAAGUUCAAACAGUUCUUUCUUAUCGAAAAUUCAACCGAUUUUUGGUUGUCAGAUGUGAAAUGGUUCUCUUCCAUUGAAAGCUCAGGAUGGCUAGACAUUAUUAGACAAUGUCUCCAAAAAGCAGUAGAGGUGGUUGAAUGCCUGGAAAAGGACAACACAAAUGUUCUUAUAACAGAGGAAGAGGGAACAGAUCUGUGCUGUGUGAUCUCCAGUCUGGCUCAGAUAAUGCUGGACCCUUAUUACAGAACACUGAUGGGUUUCCAGAGUCUAGUUCAGAAGGAGUGGGUGGCUGGUUGCCAUGCCUUCCUGGAUCGAUGUAAUCGCCUCCAUCUGAAAGACAAGGAGUGUCAUUCUCCAGUCUUCCUCCUGUUCCUGGAGUGCGUGUGGCAGCUUGUUCAGCAGCACAGCCCAGCCUUCCAGUUCUCCGAAACAUACCUAACUGUGCUGUCCGACAGUGUUCACGUGCCAAUCUUUAGCACCUUUCUGUUUAACUCUGCCCAUCACAGAGAAAAUAUUAUGAAGGCAGAGUCACCGCUUGCACAAAGCAGCCCAUUGAGCUGCCCUACAGUGUGGGACUGGUCUGUGCAGUUUGACAGCAAGGCCCAGAAUUUCUUCUUUAACCCCUUGUAUUUAGAAAAGGUGAAACAUGACAGAGCUGUACGCAAACCUCACAAGCCUAAGCACCAAAGACAUUUAUCCUUACCCAGUUCAGCUUUCAAAACCCCACUGAAGAAAGGUUUCUUUAAGGACGAGGCCGAUAGCCUUAAAAAGAUGCUACGAGUGAAGCGUCUCAGUCGCUGGAGGGGCUCUCCGGAUGCCCCCGCUGCCACCACCCGCGAGUUCUACGAGUCCUGGCAGAACCGUCCUCUGGACUAUCACGGCCUCCUGCUCCCCUAUCUGGACGGACCGGCUGUCCGUGUCUGGAUGCAGCGCUACCUGCGCUGGAUACCGGAGGUGUACAUCCUGGGCGGAGGCUCCAUGGCCGUCAUGACCAAGCUUAUGGAGCUUCAAAAUCAGGUGCAGGAUCUGAAGCGUGUGCUGGAGGAAAGAGACCCAUCACAAGCUGCUGAACUUGAUCACCGUCCAUACCUUCAGCAACGGCUGCUCUCAUUCGACUCCUCAGGACGACUGUCAUCCUCAUUUCCCUUCGCUUACACCCGCAGCCGAAAUUUCAAGCCCAGCAUUCCUAUAGCUCUGAUGCAAAGCCUUAUGUUAACUGACAGCCUAGCCUGUCAGGAAGAUGAGGCCAGUUCGUUUGUGAGUUUUGUUUAACUGAGUCUUUUUUUCAUCCAUUUUUUUUAUAUUUGUUCAUUAAUUAUUAUAAUAUAAUGUUAUGAGGUAAAUACGGGAUUAUAGUGGCCUUGCCAGAUUCUAAUUAGGUGCUUAAAGUGCCUUUGGUGCUAAAGCGGGUCCUUUUGGAAAGUAAAACAGGCUUUUGUCAAACCACAUGUGCCCUACUGUAUCAAAAACAUAAUAUGAGGCUUAGGACAGGAUGUAAGCUCUUUUAUUUUUGAUGUUCUUCACGGAACAAUACCUAGAAUUGUUCUCUUGCUCAUCACAAAACAGGAACAGGAUAUAGCCCUGAGCUUCCAGCCUUUCCACAGUGCAGUGUUACAUAACAUUAUUACACAGUAACAUUCCAAAUCGUAUUCCAUUCCAGUGGUGUAUGAAUGGAUGAAACUAUCCUGAAUAACAGCAGCCAUUAUAAGAGUAACAAAUACAUCUGACUUCCACACUUUUCUGACUCCUCACACAUAACUCUACUCAGUGGUCUCUGUAUCUAAAGAAGGUUAGCCAAGGAAAAUAGUGUGGAGCCAUCUACAGGUUUAUUAUUGUUACUGCUGCAUUUAAAAUGUAUUGAAGAUGAGAGUAUACUCACUGAGGUCUGAUGUGACCGCUCAUUUCUUUUCCCUAGAUGCCUAGUCAGCCUUCGGGUUAAAAGAUGUUUAAUAAGGGCUUUUUUGUUUUGUUUUUUCUUAAGAAAAUGUAAGAAAACAGGAAGUAUGGAACAUUACAUGAGAUCAGCUGUCUCGGAGUUUCAGUGCGUUGUUGCACAAUGUACAUUGUGUGGCUCUUAGACAUCCAGUGAAUGGCUGGCUCUUAUUUUAGUAGUACAUUAAGACUGAACGAUUAAAAAAAAUACACAAAGCUGAUUAUUAAUAGCAUCACAUUUAUACCACAACAGGAUUCAACUGCCCUAUAUAUAGAUAGAUAGAUAGUUAGAUAGAUAUAUGGAAAAUCAUAGUACACUGCAAACUUCUGAAAAUAUACUUAUUUAAACACACAAGCUAAUGUAAAAUUGGAUUUGUGCACAUUUUCUUAUUUUCCUUUCUGAGGUGCCUGCAGGACUACUGCCACAAAUCAACAGGCUCUUCGUUCUUCCAGCAUUUGACAUGUAAUGAAACUGAUGUAAGCAAUGAACUGUUAUUUGCUGGCAAAAGUGUGGAGAAUGCUCUUUUUGAGAAUUUAGUUUUUGUUUACACCUUUUGAUCCGUGUUUUGCACUACUGCUCCUUGCCAGUCGAUCACUGUUACCUGAACAGUCAGCUGUAGAUCUGAUUCUGUUCAGUUCAGUUCAGCACCUAUCUUGUGUUUUGCAAGUGAUUGCAUGCUGGAUUUGAAACUUGAACUUAAUACUGUACAGUUGUUUUGUAUUUUUCUAUAGCUAACUUUUAACUGUCAACGUUUAAUUAUCAAAGUUUGGCCUUAAAAUAUAUGAAGUAUAUCAGAUUGCUUUAUUUUGGACCACUGACUUAAAAAUGAUAAUUGUUCAUGUUAAAGAAGCAUUAAACACUCUUUUAUAUUUACUUGAGAAAUAUGUCACUCGCUGUUAUUGUCCACAGUGUAUGAUUGAAAUAAAAGACUGUUUUGCAA
Messenger RNA from Carassius gibelio (silver crucian carp), 3989 nucleotides. Its product is annotated as myotubularin-related protein 12. The record is from RefSeq and is a predicted model, not a curated record. Bases 154 to 2388 code for a protein of 744 amino acids. The transcript is spliced from 16 exons. Lineage: Eukaryota; Metazoa; Chordata; Actinopteri; Cypriniformes; Cyprinidae.